GCAGGUGAUAUUUAUUAUGAAUCGAAUAUUUUUGAGUCUGCUGCAGAUUGUUACUUCAAAUGCGAGAAAUGGGAGAAGGCUGGUGAAUGUUAUAAAAAGGCAAACAAAUAUACAGAAGCAAUUAUUGCUUAUAAAAAUGGUGAAUAUUAUGAAAUUGUAGUUGACUUGAUGCAAAGGGAAAAAAUUAAUGUUAAGAUAUUUCGCCGUAUUUGUCGUUUUGUCAACAUCCACUAUCGUCGUGAAAAUAAUAAGGAAAUGUGCGAAAAGGCUUUUCAUCUUAUCCCAACACAGGAAGAACAAAUGGAAUUUCUAGCAGAUCAUGCCCCAGAAGAACUCUUGGAAUUCUAUGUGGAAAAAAAAAAGUUUCAUGAUGCCGGUGAAUUCUUACAUUCGCGCGGAAAUUUUGAAGAAGCUGCCAAUAUGUUCAGUCUCUCUGCUAAUAACAGGGACAUUAUUAAGUCAUUAAAUUGCAUUUUAUAUCCAUGCAGAAUGAGAAUUCUUAAAAAUAUGAAAUGUAUGAACUUGGAUACUUCAGGAGAACUAUGCAGAUUCCUUCGCAAAGCAAGUGAAAUAGUAAACGCAAAAUCAUCCAAGAUGUUAAAAGAAUCUAAGGAAUUUAAGAAGGAAUUUAGGAUCCUUAUAGAAGAAAUCAAAUUAUAUUCAGCAUAUUUAGAUAAUGACCUCGAUAGAAUCUAUAAGUGUGUACAAUUUUUUCAAAAAUAUGAAGCGCCAGUUGCCGAGUUUCGCGCAGUGAACAUAUGGCUUCAGAUACCGAAUUCGAAAAUUCAAGUCGAUUACUGGCGCGAACGAUUACAAUAUCUUUUAAGACUAUGCGAAUUGGCUUUUCCUUUUAUAGCACCACGUAAAAAUGUCAUCAACAUUGAGAAAAUCCAUAAUGAUUUCGAGGUCUUUUUCCUUAUAAGCGAGGUAGAUAAUCGCCCAUCGAAACGGAAAAUUCCCACUGAUAGUCCCCUUCUUGAUCUCAUUAAUGAAGUGCAUCACAAAAAUAGUGAAGGAAAUACAGCAGAAGUAAUAGACGAUCAUGUUUACAAUGUGAACGAAGUUCAUCUAGUAAUAUCAAAAUUCCUUGUCUUCUAUAUUUUUGAGCUUCUUCAAAAUGCAGAUCAUACGGGAUGUACGAUUCCGGACAUAGAUUCUAGAAUUUGUUAUGAAUUUGCUUCCUCGGGUAAAUGCUUUGCAUUAGAUAGAUAUCACAAAAGCAAAACCCAUCACAUUAAGCCAACACCAACAAUUUUGUACAAUCAUCUGCAACUUAUAUCUCUUCAAUACGCCGUGAUGGGAAAGAUGCUCGUAUUGUAUCGUUGUCGUAUAUUUAAAGGUAACCAAAGAUGCUAUAUACUUAAAGAUAACCAAAGUAUAAUUGUCCUUGGUCGACACAGAUAUUGGGCUGAAAAGUUAGUUGAGCAUCUUUUCCGUUAUCAGUCUCCACAGACAAGUUGUGCUGAGAUCUCUUAUAUAGUGAUCCGCAAUCAUCUUAAUGACAUGCGUAAUGAUUUAUUUAACCUAGUUCAUAAAGUAUGGCUUAAAGAUGGAUUCAAGAAUGGCAAGGACUUUGGGGUCAUGCUAAAAUGCAUGUUCGUAUUACAACAGUUACGACAUAAAUGGGGUUUCAAUAAAUUCAGAUGGGUAGUGAAUAAACGUUAUUUUGAGGUGAAAAAGCCCCCAUUAAUUGGCUUUGAAUACGAUCAAAAACGUCGUUGCUAUGUUUCAGUAGGAAAACGUCUUUAUUCGUUUUUCUACUGUCUUAAUUUCAAUAAGGUGAUAGAUGCAAUUAAUCAUGCGACAGUAUUUAUUCGCUAUGCCAUAGGCCACAUUCAUGAUGUUUGCCUAAUGGAUGCAUCAGAUUCACUUGGUGAUCUUACAUCCCUUAUUGAGUUCACGAUUUCACUGGUUUUUGUGGCUAGUCCUAAACUUUGCAAUUUUUGUCUUCCUCAAAGUUAUUUGGUCAAUUACUUUUGUGGAUUUGAUGUAAAGCCACUCCUUCCAAAUGACAAUAUCCGCAAUGAAUAUAACAUAGAGGACUAUAAAAGUGCAAUUGGAGAUUUUUUUGAUUUAUCUCAUCAGCUUCUCUGCAAGUUGGAUUUCACUAAAAAUUAUCAUUCACCGAUUAUCCUUCGGCUAUUACGAUUACUAAUCCUUAUUGGAUGUAAUACAUCCAUUUACGAAUGCACUUUCGUAUCGAAGGUUAUAAAUCUUUUUAAAAGCUUGAGUCUCAAUUUUGCCCAUUCUGAAAAGAUCAAGAGAUAUCUGAAAGAUUGUAGUAUGGGACAGCUUGUAAAAACUCUAAUUAACGAUCUUAGUGAGACAGGCUGCGAUUCCUUAGUCGUCAUCUACUACCGCGGAGAAGGCAUAUCUAGAUUUGCUGAACUAGCAAAGGAUGGAGCUAAGAUACUCAAAUAUAAUUCUAGUGAAGAAUUCAGGUCUUCCAUUUGGAAAAUCGUAUCUCCAGUAGCUAGCGAAAGAAAGGCUGCUGAAUAUGCUAUUUUUAGUUGCGAUGAUGAACAGAAUGAAAUCUCUGAAGAUAACCCGGAGUCAGCUGAAGAAAUUCAAACUUGGUUCCAAAAAAUUACCGAUUCCCCUCAUGCUGAUAAAAAUGCCAAAAUUAUACAAUAUUGGUUUCGCUCAGUACUCAUUCGAAAGCAAAAGUCCCGCAAGUAUGUUCGAGAUACAACUCUAGAUAAGGUUUACAAUGAUAUAUCUAAUUUUUGCAACAAUGUAUCACACUGGGAAGCUGCUACGAAACUAAAAGGAAAAAGGGUGGUGCGCAAGUAUAUUAUGCUCUUGAAAGAGUCUUGUAUAGACCUAGAGGAUGAUUUAAGGUUUAAACAUUAUGAUAAUGUUAAGUUUGCCCUGGAAUCGUUAUCAACGACUGAAAAUACAGUACAACAUGAAGAGGCAAACAUUGAAUGGCUUGAAAAUAAAUUACAAAAAAUGAAGGACGCUAUUAAUAAUGUUUCGGAAUGGAUAUAUGAGUGCAAGACUGUCAUAAAAUAA
This is a messenger RNA of Racocetra persica, 3015 nucleotides long. The record is from the annotation of a GenBank genome assembly. NCBI's taxonomy places the organism in Eukaryota, Fungi, Glomeromycota, Glomeromycetes, Diversisporales, Gigasporaceae.